Ceraceosorus guamensis is the source of this 3838-nucleotide messenger RNA. RefSeq lists its product as hypothetical. Gene Ontology annotation, biological process: endocytosis; actin cortical patch localization; actin filament organization. Gene Ontology annotation, molecular function: phosphatidylinositol binding; ubiquitin binding. The record is from RefSeq and is a predicted model, not a curated record. Gene Ontology annotation, cellular component: actin cortical patch. Lineage: Eukaryota; Fungi; Basidiomycota; Exobasidiomycetes; Ceraceosorales; Ceraceosoraceae. The coding region runs from base 465 to 3644 and encodes 1059 amino acids. The transcript has 5 exons.
AGAUGAAUUCGGCAUGACGCUGCACGCUCAUCACGCUUGAUCCCGACUUCUCAGAUCUCAUCAAGCACGGCAAGACAAAGCGUUGCGCUCGUGACUGCUUCUUCCAUCACGAAUGAAGCUGCUGUGCACUACUCACAACAAGCAUCAUCAUCAUCAUCAUCAUCAUCGUCGUCGUCGUCGUCCAUCCUGAGCUUUCACACUCGCGAUUGUUGUCCUCAUUCUGGAACAAGACGUGCAGAUCAGUCAUCACCUCGAGGCCGCGUUUGAUCUCGUCCCUCUCUCUGCGAUCAAGGAACCUCGCAUACUCUCACUUCUCUCUGUGCUCCCUGCGCGAGGUUUGACUGUCUGCCCUCGUGGAAACACUUGGCUACCCCCAACACGUGCCCGUCGUCUGAGCGAGCAACCUGGGAUUAGGCGGCCCUCUUGCGCAGCCAGACGAAGGAUACGAGCACGGCCUCAUCGUCAUGAAGAAGAUUUUUAGCCGCAAAGACGCGGUCACUCCGUACCGCGAUGCUGAUGCUCCUGUGGCGUCAGAAGGCCACGAGGUGCUGCGUCGGCAGGCGUCCAUUGGACACAGCUAUGGCAUGCAACAACAACACCACCACCAGCAGCAUGCUCAAUGGCAUUCAGACGCUCACUACGGUCAGCAAGCCUACCCGACGAGCCAGCAGUUCUCGGGCAGCGCAGAACCUGCAUCGUAUCCGCGCCCACCACACCAGUCCCAUGCACGAGCAGCUUCGCCUUCAGGUCACCCUUUGGGGUUUCAAGGGGCAGAUGCGCCGAUCUUCGGUAGACCGAACGGGAACGGGCAGAACGCGGGGCAAUACCACUCUGCAUACCCUAGCGAAGAUAUAGGUGCUAGUACUGGCGCCAUGGAUGGCCAUUACCGCGAUCAAACGUCUGCACCCAGCCACAACCCCACUGCCCCGCGACGUCGAGCUAGCGACUACGACAGCAGCUCUUCGCCACAAGCAUUGCCGUCGCAUGGUCGUGCGGACUUGCCACCACAUGCCAGCAGGCAGCCGAGACAGGGCAGUCUGGACAUGCGCAAGUUGAAUCUUGGAAGCCGUGGUGGCAUGCCUGCCUUCUCACAAGGGAUGCCACCUGCUGAUCAGCCUCUGCGCAAUGGGACUCAAGCUCAACGUCUUGACACGCAGGACUACGCCACUCCAGGUAGCCCGGUGAUCGAGCCUCCGACGCCACUGGACGACGCUCCCCGUUCCUCACCGCGCUUGAGCAGAUGGCGGAGCUUGCGCCAAUCUUCCGAUGCGAAGCGUGAGAGACUAGCGUCGCGCGAUAGCGGAGCCGACAAUAGCGCGUUCUACCCUUCCUAUGCGCCUCCUGACCAGGCAAGGGAGACACACUACCACUCACAUCUGCCUCACGAGCACUCUUCGUCACCUGGAGCGAGACGCGAGCCCGAUCUACAGCACGAGCAUGCGCAGGUCAAGCCCAAGCGUAAAUUGUUCGGCUUUGGAAGGGAUAAGAAAGACAAGGAGGAGGAGCAUCGUGUGGAGAAUCCGAAUCAUGCCGAGGCUCAAGAAAUUCCCCCAACGCGUCUCACCCACGGAUCCGGAUCUUCGCAGGCGCACGCACCAAAUCAACCAGCGCAGGCGAAUGCGCAGGCAAAGGAGCCAGCCUGGUACGACUUGGUGACGGGGAGCCGAGUCACACCAGCGAAGGGAGAAGGAUUGGUGCACACGAAGAUCGGCUGGCUGUGCGCGCGACCGGCUGAAGCUUGGGACUGGAGCUACUUGAUGUCGCUGGUGGAUAGCAUCUCACACUCCGAAGCAGCCGCGAAGGAGGCGGCUCGCGCUUUAAGGAAAGAGUUCAAGUAUGGGGACAUUGAGCCGCGCAAGCGAGCAACCAAGAUCUGGGCUGUCCUCACUCUCAAUGGCAGUGAUCGCUUCAAGAUGCAAAUCGCCGAUAAGAAAUUUCUGUCGGUCAUCGAGGAGGUCAUCACCAGCCACAAGACGCCUAUCAGCGUCAAGGAGCAGCUAAUAGAAGUUUUCGGCAUGCUAGCCUUCGAGUUCAAAGACGACACAGAGCUCCACAGUGUUACAAAGGCAUACAAUCGCGUCCGCCCUUCAGACAGACCUCUCGAUGGCACACCCCUAAACCCUGAGCACGAGAUUUUUCGUCCAGUCUUAUCAAUGCCACCUGGCGCAGCCCAGGUCCAGUCGGCCUUGCGAGCAAACGGCGUGCAGAGACACACACCCCGACAGCGCAAACCACGGAGCCCGGGCGAGGAGAUGGCGAGGCUCCAUCGCGAGUGCACCGUUGCUAGAGAGAGUGCGCACAUGCUCGUUGAGAACCUUGCUGAAGCUGGUAUGGACAGUGCUUUAGUUGCCGAAUUUUCGGCCAAAACCCUCGAUUCUGAAGAAUUCCUCAUGGGCCAGAUACCGUGGGCUACUGCGCAGGCCGACCGCUCACGCGCGGAUCUCGCUGCACAGAUUGCACAAGACCGAGCAGAAGGUCGACCGGCGUCUGCGAUCAGUCAGACUCAGGAAGAGCGCCUGCUAGCUGAUCUUUUGGAUGCACACGAACGUGUUGUGCAAGCUCGAGAGAUGCUUGGGCACGUCCAAACGCAACAUCAUCAAGAGGAUGAAGACGAGAGGCUUGCAAUUGAGCGCAGUCGAUAUGAAGUACGAGUAGAUCGGAGCAAGCUGCGACAGGAUGCUGUGACUGGAGAUCUGUACUCGAUCGAUGCCGGGCAGUCACUGGCAGCGCCCGUGAUGGAGGCGCAGGGGUCUAGCUCCUCUUCGCGACCUCCGUCGCCGGCUCCUCCAGCCCACCGGCCUCUGCCUGUGCCUUCCCCAGUGGCAUCUUCGGAGGGCGCUGCGCACUCCAUCGGCAGUGCUGCCGGCAUGAAUGGGAGCAGAUUCACCAAUCCCAACGCGCACACUCGCGAGCUUUCGGCUUCGAGCGCUUCAUCUGGCCGCGCACCUAGAGAGGCGCGUCCUGACGGCCCGCGUCCAGCGAGCCUUGUGCCUGGGGGGCAUGCUUUGCCACACGGGCCCCGCCCUCUGCCUUCUACUGCCGGUGCGGUCUCAUCAGCCCACAAGGCAAUCAGCGCUGCUCGCAGCGACGCUUCCCCGACACCCGGUGCUAUGCCUACAGCUCCUCAAGUCGCACAAGGCAGACCCGAACAGGAGUCAGCGUCGCUAGAGAACAGCGCGCGGCCUGCAGCUCUGCCGCCAAUAGAGGCGCUCAAGAUAAACAGUCAGGCGGGCAGUGGGACAGGCGGCAUUGCUGCAUCUGUACCGGCCAGCGCCGCUCGAUUGGAUGACGACAACGAGAGCGUUAUCAUGACGCCUGUGCAGCCCUCUGCCAAAGCUCUUGGCAAGCGAAGGCAGUUUUCAGGUGACAAUUCAGAUCUACCCCAGGCGACCACCGCCGCCGCGGACACUCGUCUAGCUUCCUCACCUCGCCUUUCUCCCGUAGCGGAUGAGAAGCGCCUUUCGAGGGAAGAGCUUCUCAAUAGGCCUCCGCCCGCGGCACCAGUGGAGCCGCAAUUUGCAGCGCAGCAAGCGCAAUCUCCUCCCGCGCUCGCCUCUAACAAUCCUUUCCUCAAUCACACUGCUUUUGCGGGUCGUGAGGCGCAAACAGGAACCAACCCCUUCUUUGCUCAGCAGCAACCUUGACACGGAAUACAUACCUGUCAGACUGGGCCUCAUCAAGCGCAUGUAGAAUCUGUGUCACUUUCUCGAAUUGUUCAUUGGCACUGACCCAAUGCUCUUGGGACAGUCUUGACAAUGGCAACUCAGACGCAUUGGCUGCGCCAAUGAGCAAAUCAACGCGCAGACCCGAUCUGAUGUUCAUUUGAUUGAGCGUGGCC